Gadus morhua (Atlantic cod) is the source of this 6628-nucleotide messenger RNA. RefSeq names its product kinesin heavy chain. The record is from RefSeq and is a predicted model, not a curated record. Lineage: Eukaryota; Metazoa; Chordata; Actinopteri; Gadiformes; Gadidae. The coding region runs from base 488 to 3667 and encodes 1059 amino acids. The transcript is spliced from 29 exons. Gene Ontology annotation, biological process: microtubule-based movement. Gene Ontology annotation, molecular function: ATP binding; microtubule binding; microtubule motor activity.
UGGUUUGUAGCAAGGAGGGGAAAGCAGAUGCAGAAGACACAUCACGGCAGCAUCUCACCUUCAGCCGGCAGGACCAGAACAACCUCUCUGCGACCGGGCAUCGUCGGAAAGAUAAGAGACCGAUAUCAAACGAGAUUGUCGGAAAGAAGCUAUUGAACAAUUCCCUAACAUCUGUUAUUUCCAUUAUGUAGGGAAUCCUGUUGUGAUUUUUAUCCUACGUUUCGACGUCUUAUCACGUCCGUGUCCACCUUUCUGCGACAAGAAGAUCCGUACCGCCCUACCUCGUAUUGACCCUCCAACCAUGCUGUGAAACCCACGCAACACGCGUGUCUAGAUGUUAUCCGUGCACAGCUGUCGUAUUUGAUAGUCCUUUUAUUCUAAAGCUCCGUCCCGCAGCCCUCGUCACUCCUUCCUCCGCCCGGGCCUGCCCUGUAUAGUGCGGUAGUGCUUCACGCAAUACAUCGUCUCGCCCAACUGAAUUUGCGCAAUGGCUGAAGCUGUGACCGAGUGCAACAUCAAAGUGCUGUGUCGCUUUCGCCCUCUGAAUCAAUCGGAGAUCAUGCGUGGAGACCAGUUCAUCCCCAACUUCCUAGCAGACGACACCGUCAGCGUUGGGGGCAAGUCCUACGCCUUCGAUCGGGUGUUCCCCACCAACACCACCCAGGAGCAGGUGUACAACACCUGUGCCAAGCAGAUCGUCAAAGAUGUGCUCGGUGGAUACAAUGGCACUAUCUUUGCUUAUGGGCAAACCGCCUCCGGGAAGACCCACACCAUGGAGGGUAAACUGCAUGACCCUCAUCAGAUGGGUAUCAUCCCUCGCAUCGCCGAAGAUAUCUUCAACCAUAUCUUCGCCAUGGACGAGAACCUGGAGUUCCACAUCAAGGUCUCUUACUUUGAAAUCUACAUGGAUAAGAUCCGUGAUCUCCUGGAUGUGACGAAGACCAACCUCGCUGUGCAUGAGGAUAAGAAUAGGGUCCCCUUCGUCAAGGGAUGCACUGAGCGAUUUGUGUCCAGCCCUGAUGAGGUCAUGGAUGUGAUUGAUGAGGGAAAAUCCAAUCGCCAUGUGGCUGUGACCAACAUGAACGAGCACAGCUCCAGGAGCCACAGCAUCUUCCUGAUCAGCAUCAAGCAGGAGCACGUGGAGACGGAGCAGAAGCUGUGUGGGAAGCUCUACCUGGUGGAUCUGGCUGGCAGCGAGAAGGUCAGUAAGACGGGGGCAGCAGGAGCGGUGCUGGACGAGGCCAAGAACAUCAACAAGUCUCUAUCUGCGCUGGGGAACGUCAUCUCCGCCCUGGCCGAGGGAACGAAAACCCAUGUGCCGUACCGGGACAGCAAGAUGACCCGCAUCCUGCAGGACUCUCUGGGCGGGAACUGCAGGACCACCAUGUUCAUCUGCUGCUCCCCGUCCUCCUACAACGACGCCGAGACCAAGUCCACCCUGAUGUUCGGCCAACGUGCCAAGACCAUCAGGAACACGGCCUCCAUCAACCUUGAGCUGACGGCGGAGCAGUGGAAGCGGAAGUACGAGAAGGAGAAGGAGAAGAACAAGACCAUGAAGGAGACUCUCCAGAGGCUGGAGGCUGAACUCAACCGCUGGAGGAACGGGGAGAACGUGCCCGAGACGGAGCGCACCACAGCGGACGUGGUGACCCGUCUGGAGGCAGUGGAGGAGCGCACCACGCCCACGGCCAUCCUGGACAACGACACAUCCUCCAUCGUGGUGCGCAUCUCAGAGGAGGAGCGGCAGAAGUACGAGGAGGAGAUCCGCAAGCUGUACAAGCAGCUGGACGACAAGGAUGACGAGAUCAACCUUCAGUGCCAGUUGGUGGAGAAACUCAAGGAACAGAUGAUGGACCAGGAUGAGCUGCUGGCCUCCUCCCGUGGCGAUGGGGACAAGGUGCAGAUGGAGCUGGGCCGGCUUCAGAUGGAGAGCGACUGCGCCAAGGCGGAGGUGAAGGAGGUGCUGCUGGCCCUUGAGGAGCUGGCCGUCAACUAUGACCAGAAGAGCCAGGAGGUGGAGGAGAAGGGCCUGCAGAACCAGCUGCUGGCCGAACAACUUGCCCAGAAGAUGGCCAACCUGAUGGAGCUGGAGGCGGAGCUAUCCCACAUGCAGGAAGUGAGCGGUCAGCAGAGAAAGCGCAUCGCCGACGUCCUGAACGGCCUCAUGAGGGACCUGAGCGAGUUCAGCGCCAUCGUGGGCAAUGGGGAGAUCAAACUGCCGGUGGAGAUCAGCGGGGCCAUCGAGGAGGAGUUCACCGUGGCCCGGCUGUACAUCAGCAAGAUCAAGUCGGAGGUGAAGGGCAUGGUGAAGCGGUGCCGGCAGCUGGAGAACAUGCAGCUGGAGUGCCACCGCAAGAUGGAGGAGACGGGCCGCGAGCUGUCCUCCUGCCAGCUGCUCAUCUCCCAGCAUGAGGCUAAGAUCCGCUCCCUGACGGAGUACAUGCAGAGCGUGGAGCAGAAGAAGAGGCUGCUGGAGGAGAGCCACGACUCCCUGAGCGAGGAGCUGGCCAAGCUGCAGGACCAGGAUAACUCAAUGGCGGAGGAGAAGGAGGGAGAGAAGGGCGAGACAGAGGAGGGUAACGUCAAGACGCCAGUCUCUGUGGUCUCUACUGAACAGAAGCCUCCCCGCCAGCAGGGGGACUCUCAUCGCGGGGUCCACCACAAGCAGCUGGCCCGCCUGCGGGAUGAGAUCAACGAGAAGCAGAGGAUCAUCGACGAGCUCACUGAUCGUAACUCCAAGAUGGAGAUCGAGCUGGCCCAGAUCCGCUCUGACUUUGAGCGUCUGAAGUGCCAGGACAACACCAAGAGCGAGCGGCUGGAAGAGCUCUCAUUCCUGCAUGAGCGUCAUGAGCAAACCAAACAAGACUUGAAGGGUCUGGAGGAGACUGUCGCCCGCGAACUCCAGACCCUUCACAACCUACGCAAGCUGUUUGUACAGGAUUUGACGUCGCGGGUUAAAAGAAGUUCCGAAAUGGAACCGGAUGAUAGUGGGGGGUCUUGCACCCAGAAGCAGAAGAUUUCCUUUCUUGAAAAUAACCUGGACCAACUUACAAAAGUUCACAAACAGCUGGUACGUGACAAUGCAGAUCUGCGUUGUGAGCUUCCAAAACUGGAGAAGCGUCUUCGGUCUACUGCUGAGAGAGUUAAGGCCCUGGAGACAGCACUGAGGGACGCCAAGGAGGGCGCCAUGGUCGACCGCCGCCGCUACCAGAAGGAGGUGGACCGCAUCAAGGAUGCCAUGCGGGCCAAGAACGCCCUCAGGCGCCCCCAUGCUGCACAGAUCGCGAAGCCGGUCCGGCCGAAGCAGCUUCCCACCUGCUCGCCCACCAACCCCUUCUACACGUACGUGCGCGCUAACGAUUACGGCAACGCCUACAGCAACGCCCUCUUCCAGAGCGCCCUGUCCCAGAAGGCGGCCGCCGUCACCAUCGCCUCCAACCCCAACUCCGUCCAGAGCAACGCAGUUUCCACAGCACUGGGCUACAGAGCGACCAGCAAGCCCACAGACAUCCUAGAGUCCUUCCCCCUCAACAUAGACAACGGUAAAAAAAGUGCCACCAGCGACACGAGAGACAUCAAUGAUAACAGGAGUGAUGUGCACUGUGGCAUUGAGGCCGAGGACCCAAACAGACACUACAUCAUUCAGCAGGAGACCGCCGCAAGUUAAUCCUAUGAUGACCAAUCACUGUUCCUGUCCAUGGAUCCCAUCACCCAGUCUGCAUGCAGCCUCUCUCUCCCACAUCCCCAAAAACUCUUAUUUUGAUGUUGAUGAUGAUGACGACGAUGAAGCCCUCUAUCCCUUGUUGUCAGCCCCCCUAUAGCCCACACUUACACAGCCCGAAGGUGACUUGUCUUUCUCUCACACACACACACACACACACACACACACACACACACACACACACACACACACACACACACACACACACACACACACACACACACACACACACACACACACACACACACACACACACACACAGACUCCUGUAAUCAGGUCCUGAGUUCAGCCAGCUUCGACUCUGCUUCAGUUCAGUCAUCUUGUCGAAAUAGUUUGUUUUCCAAGAGAACUUCACCAUCACAAUCGCAACAAAAUCGAAUGAACCGGAAACCAUAGAUCAAAUGGUUGAAUGUUAUUCUUUUACCAAACCAAAAUUUACAGGCACUUUCCCUGACUCUACUGAACUGAAACAGAGUUUGAUCGCUAGGCCAACUUGCAAAGGUUAAUUAGAAAGUAGAAACACCAUGUAAAUAAUAGCUAUAUAUUAUAUAUAGUAUAUACUCGGGUAGGGGUUUUUGACCAGUAACUGUUUCUGUGAAGGUACAGUCACCCCAGUCUCAAAGGCAACCUGUGAGGAAGCAUUGGGGCAUCGUAAGGAUGUUUGGUACCUAGAGUACGACUGUGUUCCGUCAAUCUCUGCAUGUAUGUAGCUUAUAGCGGGUUAGCUUAGAAUAAAAAAAACCUUUGCAUGUAACCAGACUGCAGACUUCAGCGCAAGUGCUACAAAUGGAUAAGAUGAUGGCAGACAGAGAGACAACUGAUAGACCUUCCCAAUUACUAAACACACGCGCCAUGAUGCUGUCAGGAGAUAGAGCUUAGUAGGCUAGAUAUUUUAGCUAGUUAGCUUGAUCAGUUAGCUAGUUAGAAGACAGCGAUUGGAUCUGAUUUCACAUGCUGUACUGCAUAGAAGUCAGGUCCAUUCCUGUCCUUUUUUCUGUGAGCUUCUGCAUCUAUAGUUUAUAGAAAAGAAUGGUUGAUAAACCUAUAGAGAAAAAAGGUUAAUUUAGACAGACCACGUAGGAAAAAAACUAGAUAUGCCCUGUAGUUUGGAAUUGGGGGUAAAGCAUAGAAGUAUCGACAAUGCAAAGAGUUCGAGGAAUAAAGCUACUGUACGUGUUAGGUAAUAUUGUCCACGGAAACACCCACCAUGCUGUCGUUCCCUGUCUGCGAGUCGCUCCACGUUUUACCAAUCCUUACCAACCGUUACUUUCUCAUUAACAAAUAGUGUUUGUGUACUACUGAUGUAUGUGUAACUACUAACUCUAGGGCUUCAGGUAACAAGCUUAAGCAUUAUCUUUUCACAUGAUUACUACACACUACACAUUUUAGAUUGUAGUGAGUCUGGGACGAACAGCGAGGCCAUCCGUUGAGGUAGAACGUCAUUGGUUUUUAAAAGUUUCUUAGCUGGGAUACCCGUGAUUGGGCGCAACUUUUCUGGCACUUAAUCAUAUGCAACUUUCUCCGCCUACCUGGCUUCUAACCAAUGAGGAAAUAUGAUGAGAUAAUUGACUUAUAGGCCCAUACCGUCAAGACAAUAACCCUUGUAAUUGUGUGUUCUCUGAUUAUCUCGAUAGAAAAGUGAGACCCCUGAAGUUUUAAAUUGUAAUGAAUUGUAUUUAUUGUACACUUAAAUGCAUGCUUGAAUCUAUUACCACCAAACAAGCAUAAAGCAUACAUUUCCUUAAGGUGUCAAAGCAUCAUAAGCCAUUGAGAGACUUCCAUACUGCCUGCACACGUAACUGCUUUGAUUCCUCUUUUAGAAUCCUGACCAACCAAUCAGGAUAGAGGGCCCCCAGCUAAGAAUUGUGUUGGGUCAGCUUUGGGGCUGUCUCAUUGGACGAGAGUUGAGUACCUGUAUGCAAAUGUACACUGUAUGUCCACAGCUAUAUUCCAUGGAUUGCGCCACUUUCUGAAUAAACGGGGGGAUAGAAAUACACCUCAGCAGUAGAAACAUGCCGCUCAGCCAAGUCGCAUCGGGUUUCUAAAAUGACACCUCUACUGAAAGCGUUUCUGUUCCACAUUCAAAGGUGGCCCAAACCAUACAAAUGAUACAAUCAAGUAACCAGCUUGGGGAAAUCGGGUACAACAUGUAUAAAGGUAAAGGAUAUAUGAGAACAAAUUAAUUCAUUAUUAUAGUAAAAGUAUUUUUUACUACUGGUAAAACUGUGACAGCACUUGAGAGUCAGUCAAUGUAGUCCAUGUUGCCGUUUGCCGGCGUUUUUCUCGUCUCAGGGCCAACCAAUCAGGAUCGCGGUGGGGCACGCUUCCUUGCGGUGUCUGUGGUUUGUAUUGUCAGUUGCAUAAUUGAUACUCGUGAUGUUUUUCAGAGCAAAAAGAGCAACGGUACAACUAUACAUAGAAGAGCUAUGUCAUUGUUUUACACAGCCAGACGUGAUUUAUUGUAAUCCUCAGCUAGCUCCUGGUCAGAGUACUUACCCAACCCAACCCCCGUCCACCCCCCCUUUAUCCGUCGAGAGUGACUUCAUAUCUCCGGCGUAAUUAACCUUUGUGGGCAAAGUGUGUACUAUAUAGCAUCACCCGUAUCUAUCCACGGUCUGAUUUUGGACAUCUUAUGAUGUAGUAAAUAUUGCUAAUCCUGUAAGUAUAGCUUGUGUGCUGCCGUGUUAUAUUGUGAAAACUAAAAGGUACACACGCUCAUUUUUUUCCGCGGCUCCUGAAUGUGUACCUCUUCAUUUAUUUGCGUAAGCUUGAACUGUAGGGUUGUCAUGAGUAUGUACAUCAUGCAUAUUUCUGUAUAUAUAUAUAUCUACGGCCGUUAGAAUGCUGUAAUAUCUGUGAACCGAUGUGUUGUAGUAAAAAUAUCAAAUAAACAUUUAGAAACCUGGU